AUGGGCAACGUCCUCUCCCUCGGCUUCAUGGCCAAGCUCUUUGGCACCAAAGAAGUCCGCGUGCUAAUGCUCGGUCUCGACGCCGCCGGCAAGACCACCAUCCUGUACAAGCUCAAACUGCAAGACCACGUCACCACCAUCCCGACAGUGGGAUUCAACGUGGAGACGGUUACGCUGCGCAACAUCAAGUUCAACAUCUGGGACGUCGGCGGCCAGGACAAGAUCCGUCCUUUGUGGCGCCAUUACUAUUCCGGCACCCAGGGUCUCAUUUUCGUGGUGGAUAGCGCGGAUCAUGCGCGCAUCGACGAGGCCAGGGUCGAGUUACAUCGGAUUAUCAACGAUCGCGAGAUGAAGGAUUGUUUGUUGUUGGUGUUUGCUAAUAAGCAGGAUAUUGCUGGUGCCAUGACCCCCGCAGAAGUCACCGAGAAGCUCCAGCUCAACAAGCUCAAGGACCGCAUCUACGCCGUACAACCCACCAUUGCGAUAGACAAGGCCGGUCUGCAGGAGGGGUUCAACUGGCUUUCCGAUAACAUGAAGGCUGCUCAGAAGCAGUGA
This is a messenger RNA of Sordaria macrospora k-hell, 555 nucleotides long. RefSeq lists its product as uncharacterized. Gene Ontology annotation, molecular function: GTP binding; GTPase activity. Gene Ontology annotation, biological process: intracellular protein transport; vesicle-mediated transport. Gene Ontology annotation, cellular component: cytoplasm. NCBI's taxonomy places the organism in Eukaryota, Fungi, Ascomycota, Sordariomycetes, Sordariales, Sordariaceae. The record is from RefSeq and is a predicted model, not a curated record.